AUGCUUGCACAUCAAGAGAAGCGUAUGGAAGUGCUGUCCCUGAGCCUGGAGAACAGGGAUCCCCGCAAUGUGGAGCAUUUUCUUCAGGUGAUGGUUAACAAUGCUGAGCGAUGGGCCGAUGAAGGCUGGGGUGGAUACUUCCAGCCAGGAAUGCAGGCAGAUCAACCAAUAACUCUGUUUAUGGCGACAUCAAUGAUGAACCAUACGCAGGCAGAGCAGUCAAUGAAGCCAAUCCUAGACUUUGCUCUGCAUUCUGGUACCACUGCGUCCCCAAAUCUGACAACCUUUACCGGAUAUGGAGAGUUGAUGCAGAGUAUGGACACGCUGAAUACCAUGUCGCUGAACCACUAUCAAGCGGCUGUCUCCAUGUCAUCGCGUAUUGUGCCCCGUGUCAAUUUUCAGGGGACGGCGAACAAACACAGGCUCGUUGAAGUGCUCAAUGAUAUCAUGCUUACCCUUGAGCAGAAGACUAAUUCUUCACUUUCAUUGCCCCCGUUACUUGUCUGCCUCACCACCCCAGUCAUGUACUCGAAGCACCUUCCGGGCAUGGAUCGGGAAGGUGGUCCCGGAUACUCUUCAGUCACACCCGCGUGGCGUGAUGGAUUGUGGCAUGUCAUUCAUAAACGAGCAUGGGUAGAUGAGGUUGAACCAUCUACCGUAGUAGAUAUUUGGAAGGAGACGAGCCAGUCCAUGAACCCGCUACGACAAUUGACACCUGGCGGAGGUGCAUACCAAAAUGAAGGAGAUGUGUUCGAGCCAGAUCCGAUUGGCGCAUUCUGGGGGAAGGACAACUAUGAUCGGCUUCUAAAGUUAAAAAAGGAAGUGGAUCCCGAUAAUAUCUUCACAGUGCAUCAGGGAAUAGGCUGGGAGGAAAGUGAUAGGCGGUAUAGUUGUUAUCCUAAGUUAGUUUGA
Molecule: messenger RNA, 912 nt
Organism: Penicillium hordei
Lineage: Eukaryota; Fungi; Ascomycota; Eurotiomycetes; Eurotiales; Aspergillaceae
Exons: 1
Coding region: 1-912 (303 amino acids)
Molecular function (GO): flavin adenine dinucleotide binding; oxidoreductase activity
Source: RefSeq, a predicted model, not a curated record